Molecule: messenger RNA, 657 nt
Organism: Toxorhynchites rutilus septentrionalis
Lineage: Eukaryota; Metazoa; Arthropoda; Insecta; Diptera; Culicidae
Product: polyadenylate-binding protein 2-like
Exons: 1
Coding region: 1-657 (218 amino acids)
Molecular function (GO): RNA binding
Source: RefSeq, a predicted model, not a curated record
AUGGCAAAUGAAGAUCUGCUAGACUACUCUUAUGAAAGUAAUGCUUCGAACACUGAUAGUUCCAAACAAGCGAAAGACACAAUCAAAGCUUCAAACGACGAUCCAAAAUUGGAGGCCCGCGCUAAGGAAAUCGCAGAAGAGUUGGAGAAACUAAAACAGCUGCAGGACGAGGUUGCUUUGCAAAUGAUGCUGCCGGUUUCCAAAUCGACGUCACCGAUCCUAACCCCGGAAGAAAAGGCAGAGAUCGACGCUCGCUCUAUCUACGUUGGAAAUGUGGACUAUGGAGCAACAGCAGAAGAGUUGGAAGCCCAUUUCUACGGGUGCGGCAUGAUUUACCGCGUGAAUAUUAUGUGCAAUAAGGCCAACGGUCAGCCAAAGGGGUUUGCCUACAUCGAGUUUGGAUCGAAGGAAUUCAUAGAGACUGCGCUAGCGCUGAAUGAAACCCUUUUCCGGGGAAGACCGAUAAAAGUUUGCUCGAAGCGUACCAAUCUACCAGGAAUGUGCGCAACCAAUCGGCUGUUUCCCCGAGCAUCACGAGGACGACGAGGAUCAGGAAUGACAUGGGGUGCGUGCUAUCGUGGUUCACGGCCAGGGGCAACACGUCACUCACAUCGGGGCGGAUAUCGGGGAAGAACAGCGUUUUAUGCGCCGUAUUAG